AUGACAAUGGCUCAGGAAAGUUACCAGAAAUUAUCUGCAAGUACAAAAAGAAGAAACAGGCGACAUAAACUUAAAUCAAUUUUAUCACAGACUCAAAAUAAUCUAGCAAACAAUUCAAAUAACAUAGACCAUAAAAGUCAUCCAGAAAUAACUAAAGACUCUAACAAAAACUUCAUAGUAAACCACAACAUCCUAGGAGAUGUACAAGAUAGCUUAUUAAAAAACAAAAUAGAAGAAAAUAUAAAAAUGUCAUCCACAGAUAAUAAAUCUAGGGAUGAUGUAAUGGCCGCCAGACAGGCCAAGAAGCUGGCCAAACAGAAAGGCAAAGGGAAAGAACCAGUACAAAAUGAAAUAAAAGAACAAAACAUAGCUAAGCCUGUUGCUCCAAAAUCAGAGCCAGCGCCAUCUACAGAGAAGAAAGUAACAAAAGAAGAACAAAAGCCUGUCAAAGAACUUAAUAAGGAACCUACUUCAAAGGGAAAGGAUGAAGUGGAUAGAGCAGUUAAGGUAGAUCCUAUAAUUGAAGGUGCUGAUAGAAGUAAGGAGGAUAUUAAAGCAGAAAGGGCUGCAAAGAAAGCUGCUAAACAAGCUAAGAAGAAGGGGGCCACAGAAGGAGAGAGAGUAGAAGAAGUGAAGGUUCCUGAAAAACCUGCUGUGAAGGAGGUUAGUAAACAAGUAAAUGAAGAUAUGACUGUCAAAGAUGUAGUAGAAACUCUCAGAGAUAUUGCUAUUGUAGCUAAGGAGAUGAAAGAGGUGACUGUUAAAGUUAGUGCUAUUGAUCUAAGUGGUAAAAAGGCUGAAGAGAGUAACAAAAGCAAGGCUGAACUAAAGGCUGAAAGACGUGCAAAGCAGGAGGCUCAGAGAGCUGCCAAGCAAGCUGCACAGGAGAAGGCUGCCGCUGCUGCGAAACCUAAAGUGGAAGCCAAGUCCGCUGAAGGAGAUGCUGUUAAAGUCAAAGAGGAUAAAGCACAAAAACAGAAAACAUUAGAGAAAGCUAAAGUGAAGACUGGAAAUGGUCAUAGAGUCAACUGGUUCCAACAUUUAUACAAGGAACAUGACAAAGAAGCACUCAAGUCUAUCGCCAUCAACUCCAACUUGCACCCAGCCAUUGUGAAGCUGGGUGUACAGUUGGCGUCCAAAGUCGUCAGCGGCUCCAACGCUAGGUGCGUCGCACUCCUCGAUGCUCUCAAAAAGAUGGUACGUGACUAUACGCUCCCAGCAAAGACUGAGUUCGCUCGAGGACUUGAGUCCCACCUAGCAACCAGUCUGGACUUCCUAUGGGCCAUGAGAUCACCUUCAGCUUCCCAAACCAACGCCAUCAAGUUCUUCAGAUACCACCUCACACAGUUACCCAAUAACGUCGAUGAGUUUGACGCAAAGAAGACACUGCAGGAAGAGAUAGACCGAUACAUAAAGGAACAAAUAGACAUGGCGGGCGAAGCUAUCAGUAUAACAGUGCGCAACAAAAUAGCUGACGGAGACAACAUACUGACUUAUGGAUGUUCAUCACUAAUCGAGCGCAUCCUCCGCGACGCGUGGUCGGCCGGGCUCAAGUUCCGCACCGUCGUCGUGGGCAACCGCGUCCACACCGGCGCCACCGACAUGUUGCGGCGACUGGUCGCGCAUGGCCUGCCCUGCACCUAUAUUGAUAUUACAUCGCUCUCCUCUGUUAUGGAUAAGGUAAACAAAGUGGUACUAGGCGCGAGUGCCCUCCUCGUGAAUGGGUCCGUCCUGGGCGCGGCGGGCACGGCGCAGGUGGCGCUGGGGGCGCAGGCCUACAACGUGCCCGUACUCGUCGCCUGUGAGACGCAUAAGUUCUCCGAGCGAGUACAGACUGACGCCUUCGUCUAUAAUGAAAUUGGUGACCCAGACGACCUAAUCGACAAAUCAGACGAGAACUCUCCACUGAAGGACUGGCGGUCGAACCCUAACCUGACGCCAUUAAAUCUGACCUAUGACGUCACACCACCGAGUCUUGUCACCGCUGUAGUUACUGAACUAGCCAUCCUACCAUGCACUAGUGCGCCCGUCGUACUAAGAUUCAAAUUGUCAGAAUAUGGAGUGUAA
Molecule: messenger RNA, 2067 nt
Organism: Spodoptera littoralis (African cotton leafworm)
Lineage: Eukaryota; Metazoa; Arthropoda; Insecta; Lepidoptera; Noctuidae
Source: the annotation of a GenBank genome assembly